This is a messenger RNA of Phymastichus coffea, 2713 nucleotides long. RefSeq names its product P protein-like. Gene Ontology annotation, biological process: transmembrane transport. The transcript has 16 exons. Gene Ontology annotation, cellular component: membrane. The coding region runs from base 77 to 2473 and encodes 798 amino acids. The record is from RefSeq and is a predicted model, not a curated record. Lineage: Eukaryota; Metazoa; Arthropoda; Insecta; Hymenoptera; Eulophidae.
AGUACAUGUAGAUUUGUACGUAAGGUAUAUAUCAUAACUUUAUUUAGUCUGUUGUGAAAAGAGAAACAAGCGCAAAAUGACCAGUGGUAACUCAAGUGAUGAUGACGGUUCUUUGUUAACUCCGCAUUUUUUGCGAAAAAAUGCACGUCUGAGCACAAAUUCACUAGCAAGCUCGUCUGUUGUUAUCGGAAACAUCUCUGAUGAAGUUUUACGUGUUUGGGGACAACUCCCGGAAGCUAUUCGUUUAGAUCCCAGCUUGGCUGUUUUUCAAAAAGAAUACGAGAGAGUGCAGGGGAUAUCCUCGCUUCCUCGACAAGACUGUUUGGUUGUGAAUUUGUCGUUGAAACAUCAGCUCAUACCCGAAGAUGGAAAAGAGGACGACGCCCAAGAUCCAAACGACAAAAUGAAUUCUCACGAGAGAAAAUUAGGUCCUAUCGCGCGAUACAUAAAACUUUCGUUGCUAGUUAGUUGUUGGAUAAUUUGUUUUCUGACAUUAUUGAUUACGAGAGAAAAAGUUAUGACUCCGCAUCAAUUAUCAGUGCCAAGGAAUGAAGUAAAAAAUUUUACACUCAUCGAUGGUAAUUACCACAGUAGAGUGAGCGUAUCGAUCGAAAGCGCGCUAUUGAUCAAUGUAAACAAAGAAGUCAACACGACCAUGUCAAAGUUCAGAUUAUCAGCAUGGCUAGAAUUAUUACCGGAACUGUCUAAUACUCGCAAUAAAUCGUUACGUGAUAUAGGAUUGGCUAAGAACAUAUCGGAAAUCUGGACUCUGCCUUUGUUGCCCAUUGAAUUUCUUGAUGUGAUUCCCAGUCAGCGACGUAAGAAAGUUUUCGACAUUCACGUACCGCAUGAAUUGAAUCAUCGACUAAUAGUACUAAAUUUGAAGACAAAUUUGAAUGCGACGAUACCCCUAUACGUGUCGUACGAUUUAUCUCCAAUGAGUCUCGAAGAUGGAACUCUUUAUGGGGCUUUAGUCUUGAUCGGUCUUUACAUUCUCAUCGUAUUCGAAAUUAUCCACCGAACCCUUGCAGCUAUGCUGGCUUCAACAUUGACUCUCGCUAUAUUAGCUGCAUUGAACGAAAAACCAACUAUGGGCGAUAUCAUAAUGUGGGUCGACGUCGACACUCUUCUACUACUUUUUUCAAUGAUGAUCCUUGUAGCUAUUGUUGCCGAUACAGGUGUAUUUGAUUAUUUAUCUGUUUACGCUUAUAAGAUAACCGCUGGUAAAGUAUGGCCAUUAGUUAGCACACUGUGCUUUUUCACAGCGAUAAUAUCGUCGUUCCUGGACAACGUGACUACAGUGUUAUUAAUGACACCAGUGUCGAUAAGACUUUGCGAAGUGAUGCAACUGAAUCCUGUACUUGUGCUCACCGCUAUGGUCAUAUUUUCUAAUAUUGGCGGUGCUACUACUCCCAUUGGAGAUCCCCCGAAUGUCAUUGUUGCCUCUAACCGCGCAGUUGUUAAUGCCGGUAUUGGAUUUGGAACUUUUACCUUACAUAUGGGUAUCGGUGUUGCGAUAGUAUUAAUGGUAGUUUAUAUUCAUUUCCGAAUUAUUUUUCGGAAGUUAGACGUUUUACGAUUUACUGAGCCUCCAGACGUCCAGGAACUGAGACAUGAAAUCGCUAUUUGGCAGAGAGCAGCUGCUAGUUUAUCCAGUUACAGUAACGACGAAAACGUUGUAAGGCAAACUCUGAUGAAAAAAGUUAAACGAUUGUUAUUACAGUUGAAACAAAAAUUGAUAACUGGUAGUGUAUUGAUGGAACAAUAUAAAACAACAUUAGAAGAGCUUCAAGAAAAAUACCCAAUAAGGAACAAAUGGCUGUUGGCAAAAUCAGGCUUUUCCAUGAUUCUCGUAAUCAUGCUGUUCUUUUUACACAGUUGGCCAUAUUUUAAUUUGACCUUGGGUUGGACAGCAUUUUUAUGCAUCUUGCUCCUCCUCAUUCUGGCAGAUAGCGAAGAUCUCGAUGGUCUGAUGGCUCGUGUCGAGUGGAGCACUUUGUUAUUUUUUGCUUCUCUCUUCGUUCUGAUGGAGGCUUUGACAAAACUUGGCGUAAUUUCCUGGAUCGGCAAAAAGACUGAAACGGUGAUCAUGUCGGUGAAUGAAGAGUCCCGAUUGGCGGUCGCCAUUUUACUUUUGCUGUGGGUUAGUGCGUUGGCUGGAGCUUUUGUUGAUAAUGUGCCUUUGACUACAAUGAUGAUAAGAAUAGCUACUGGAUUAGCAGAAAAUCCUAAUCUACAACUACCCCUACAACCGUUGGUUUGGGCACUAUGUUUAGGUGCUUGCAUGGGAGGGAAUGGGACUUUGAUUGGAGCGACCGCCAAUGUCGUGUGCGCUGGAGUUGCUGAACAACAUGGCUAUCGUUUCACGUUCAUGCAGUUUUUUAAGGUCGGAUUCCCAGUGUUAUUAAGCAGCACGUUCACCAUAACGAUUUAUCUGAUGAUUGCUCACGUCGUUUUCGAUUGGAAUAGCUAAGAUAAUCUGUGAUAAAAAUAGUAAAAUUUUUUCAGGGGAAAAUUUUGCCUUAUUUACAGAUUUUGAAUGUAAGUCAUCAAAGAAAAAACUACUCUUAAUUAUAAGUGUAUGAAAACAUAUAAUCGAACGAAUUCUUCUGUAUAUUAUAUAUAUGUUGUCUUAUGUUUUAUACUUGUAAAGUAUAUUUUUUGUAAUAUAUGUGAGGUUGAUUUUGUAUAUUGUUCGUAUACUAAAGAGUAA